UUGCUUUAUUGUUUUUUUAUUUGCAAUUAUUUUCUUAGUGCAUUUUACCAGUAGAAUUAAAAUCAGAAAACAGACAAAAGAAGAAUAUUAAUUUAAUAAAAACAGUUGAACAAAAGCAAAACAGAACUUCCUUUCUAACGACAAAAUGCAUCAUAUAAUCGUUUUAAUCUUUAUAAUUGCCGGUUCGUGUAAUACACUCUUAAUCAAAUGGGCUAAUACAUUGACGGGAGAAUGCAGCGAUGGCAUUUGGCGUUAUUUUCAACAUCCGGUAGUUUUAACAUUUUUAAUGUUUGCUGGAGAAUUUCUUUGUUAUUUGUUUUAUAAAACCAUUUUCUUUAUUCUACGACGACGUAAUGAUGGUUCUGAGGAUACAAAUCUAUUGACUAGAGGUGAUCGUGAAUUUAAACCUUUAAACAUGCUAUUGCCGGCUUUUUUGGAUGCUAUAUCGACUAUACUAUUAUUGACGGGUCUAUAUUUAACCUAUGUCUCCAGUUUUCAAAUGAUAAGAAGUUCUUCUAUCAUUUUUGUGGGACUACUUGGUUCCAUACACAUGAAUCAAACUUUAAUAGGACGUCAUUGGUCGGCCAUUGUUACGAUUAUAUGUGGACUUACGAUAAUUAUAUCAACCGAUAUGCAGCGUGUUGUAUAUGACCAGAAUUCUUUGGCGCAUAUAAAUGCAAAUGCUGUACUGUCUGGUGAUUUAAUGAUAAUAUGUGCCUCCAUAUUUCAAGCUGGCCGCAUGGUGUACGAAGAGAAGUACUUAAAGGCUUGUAGUGUACCCAUUUUGCAGGCCAUUGGCUGGCAAGGAUUAUUUGGCAUACUAAUCACCAUGUUCCUGGGCAUAUGCAUGAAUUUCUUGCCAACACCCAUAAUACCUUUUAAUGAUAGUUCGCGUGGUGUUUUUGAUGAUCUUAUGGAUGUUUAUAGUCAAUUGCGCAGUAAUCCUUGGCUUAUAGUGGCUUUGAGCUUGUUUAUAGUGACUACUUUGCUGUACGGCUAUACUUCGUUGUGCAUUAUACGUUUCUCUUCGUCAGCCAAUCUUGUGUUGGCCGAAAGCGUAAGAUCUUAUUUAGUUUGGUUAGCAGCCUUGCUGCUCGAAUGGGAAUAUCUGAAUUUUAUUUCGAUUAUUGGUUUCUUAAUCUUACAAAUUGGUUUAAUUACUUAUCGUAAAGCUAUAUUAUUAGAAUGGUAUCGUUCUGUAUUGUUGCGUUUAUCCCGUAAUCGUUAUGCUGACAUGUCUGGCGAUCCUACAGCUGGCUUAGGAGGUGGUACAACUGGUGAUGUGCCAACUAGUCGCCCGGCUGAUAUUAUUUAAGCUACAUAUAUAUUUUUGUUGGCCUUUGACAUUUUAAAACUUUUAGUUGUGAUAAGAGUAUAAUAUCAACUUAAAAAUUAUUUCAAAACAAAAAAAAAGAAAUCGAGAAUACUGUUUAACUUUUAAAAAGAAAAUUAAUUGUGUGUAUAAUGUGAGAGUUUGUUUUAUUUUUCUUUUUUAAAGAAUAGUUCUCAAUAAAUUUGAAAAAGACUUGUAAUGUAUGAAUUUAAAUUAGAGAUUUAAUUAUUAAUAAAGUAAAAAUAUUUACAAAUCAAAA
Molecule: messenger RNA, 1592 nt
Organism: Calliphora vicina (urban bluebottle blowfly)
Lineage: Eukaryota; Metazoa; Arthropoda; Insecta; Diptera; Calliphoridae
Gene: Tango9
Product: transport and golgi organization 9
Exons: 5
Coding region: 146-1315 (389 amino acids)
Cellular component (GO): membrane; intracellular membrane-bounded organelle
Source: RefSeq, a predicted model, not a curated record